This is a messenger RNA of Penicillium cosmopolitanum, 366 nucleotides long. RefSeq names its product reverse transcriptase. The record is from RefSeq and is a predicted model, not a curated record. NCBI's taxonomy places the organism in Eukaryota, Fungi, Ascomycota, Eurotiomycetes, Eurotiales, Aspergillaceae. The transcript has 2 exons. Bases 1 to 366 code for a protein of 121 amino acids.
AUGUCUAAGCCGAUGCACAUCCUGCAAAUAAAUGUGCGGAAACAGCGAAACGUGCAGCACAGCUUGAUGAACGACCCAAGUCUGAAAGAGUGCGUGGCCCUGGUAAUCAGCGAGCCUCAUGUUUUUGAGAUGGAUGGGAAGGUGAGGAUGAGCCCGAUGGGACAUCAGGGCUGGACGGCCAUCCUUCUUUGCGAGAGACACGACGGCAGAUGGACGGCGCGAAGCAUGCUGUGGGUACGCAGGGAUAUCGAGUGCGAACAGCGGCUAGCGGCUAGAGGCAUCCAACCGGAUCUGGUAAACUGGAUCAAUGCCUUCUACUCCGGACGCACAGCGACGAUCGUGGUGAACGGUCAGGCAAGAUUCUGA